Molecule: messenger RNA, 909 nt
Organism: Macrobrachium nipponense
Lineage: Eukaryota; Metazoa; Arthropoda; Malacostraca; Decapoda; Palaemonidae
Product: inverted formin-2-like
Exons: 1
Coding region: 1-909 (302 amino acids)
Source: RefSeq, a predicted model, not a curated record
AUGGGGCAGACCUCUCCUGUCCACGCCGGGUCUAGCCUUCAACCUUCUUUGGGUGGGUAUGGCAGCCUAUCCUGUCAACAGCCAUGGGCAGCCCUCCUGUCCACGCCGGUCGAGCCCUUCCCCCUUCUUGUGGCUGGGGGAUGGGCAGCCUCUCCUGUCCACCGCCGGUCAGCCUUCCCCCCUUCUUUGGCUGGAUGGGCAGCAGCUUCUCCUGGCCACCGCCGGUCUAGCCCUUCCCCCUCUUUGGCUGGGAUGGGCAGCCUCUCCUGUUCACGCGGUCAAGCCCUUGCCCCUUCUUUGGCAGGUAUGGGCAGCCUCUCCGUCCACCGCGGUUCAAGCCCAUCCCCAUUCUUUGGUGGGAUGGGCAGCCUCUCCUGUCCACCUCCGGUACCAGCCCUCCCCCUUCUUUGGUGGGAAGGGCAGCCUUUAUGUCCACCGCCGAUCCCAACCCUUCCCCCUCUUUGGUGGGAUGGCAGCCUCCCUGUCCACCGCCGGUCAAGACCGUCUCCCCUUCUUUGGCGGGAUGGGAGCCUCUCCUGGCCCACCGACGGUCCAGCCAUUCCCCCUUCCUUUGGCUGGGAUGAGCAGCCUCUCUCCUGUCACCGCCGGUCUAGCCCUUCCCCUCUUUGGCUGGGAUGGGCAGCACCUCCUGUCCACCGCGGUCCAGCCCGCCCCUUCUUUGGCUGGAUGGGCAGCCUCUCCUGUCCACCGCGGGUCCAGCCCUUUCCCCAUUCUUUGGCUGGGAUGGGCAGCCUCUCCUGUCCACCGCCGGUCCAGCCCUCCCCAUUCUUUGGCUGGGAUGGGCAGGACUUCCUGUCCACCGCCGGUCCAGCCCUUCCCCCUUCUUUGCGCUGGGAUGGGCAGCCUCUCCUGUCACCGCGGUCCCGCCCUUCCCCAUUCUUUGGAUAG